AUGGCACGGGCAGCGCUCCGCCUGUCGGCGGUCAGUGUGUUGGUGCUUUUGAUGCCCGUGGCCAUGUGCAUGGUGUUGAUAGACAGCCGUGACUACGACGUGGAUAGAUUGUCUGCAGCCAGAUUAGAUGACUCGACCACGGUUUCGCUGUACUCCAGUACAACUCCACUCCAGAACAACUCGACUACACUAGUUUCGGCAGUCCCGUUACAUCUGACACUUAACGAAAGAAUCGAACUAGAGAAGCUCACCUGGCACUGGUACCCGUGGCGCCGGAUUAACUAUGAAGUGCUGCCCGACGGUCGCACCGAGGAAGUGGAGUGCGAAGAGAAUUCCGCGAUGGACGAUCUGCCCGACGAUAUCUUUACGCAGGAGCAAAGGCUACAGGGCGCAAUCGUGCUGCACUUUGUCGGUGCCAUCUACUUCUUCACCUUAGUCGCUUACGUGUGCGGUGAGUACUUCCUGCCGUCGGUCGAGUGUAUCUGCGAGGAUCUAAAUCUCACGCAGGACGUUGCGGCGGCCACGUUUAUGGCGAUUGCUUCCACGAUGCCCGAGUUUUUCACCAACACCAUCAGCACGUUCAUUGCCGACUCGGACAUGGGCCUGGGUACGGUUAUGGGCUCACUGCUCUUCAACACACUCGGGGUGGCUGGAUUGGCUGGCUUAGCGACAAAAAUGCCCGUUCAGCUGGACUGGUGGCCCCUGACGCGCGACGCCUUUAUAUUCAUGGCCCACAUCGGGCUGCUGAUCGGGUUCGCCUGGGAUGGGCGGAUCUACUGGUACGAGGCGAUGGUGUUAUUCAUCCUGUUCUUCUUCUACUUCGUGCUGAUGUUCCAAAACAAGCGGCUGAUGAGGGUGGCCAAGAAGUACAUCGAAGUCAGGUGGAACCUGUGCGCUCGCGUGAUUCGCAACAUCGAGGAAGAUGAGCGAAUCGCGGCAGAGGCGCAACAGCAACAGGAACUGCCCACCGUUUCGAACCUGCCACGCAAGACACUCGACAAGCCGGCCUUCCGGCCGUCGACGGCGUCGAUCCUGUCCGAGCAGAUGGCAGAAACCAAGAUGCGGAUGGGUGAACUGCAGAUUCCCGCUCGGCACGUGGUGGAAGACACGGGCGAGUACGAAAGCAUGACGCUAUGGAAGAUCUCGACGGAAACGUGGUACCGGACCGCAUGGUGGUGGUACAGCUGGCCGCUACGACUCGUUACCCACUUUACCAUCCCCAAUCCGGUCGUGGCACGCCGUUGGUAUCCGUUAACGUUCAUCAUGUGCGUCGUCUAUCUGGCGGCGUGCGCGUUCAUGACAUUCUGGCUGCUAACCAUUAUUGGCUACACCUUCGACAUUCCCGACUCCGUGAUGGGGCUGACGUUUCUGGCGUUCGGUGGCUGCAUGCCGGAAGCGGUGUCUGCCAUCCUGGUGAUCCGUACCGGCAGCGGCGCCAUGGGCGUCUCGAACGCGAUGGGCGCCAACACGCUGGCGAUCCUGUUUUCGCUCGGGCUGCCGUGGUUCAUUCGCACGCUAGCCGACGGUGGCAGCGGUGAAAACGCGUACAUGGUGAUCGCCUCCUACGGGCUACAGUACUCGAUCAUUGCGCUGCUCGGUUCAGUUAUUUUCCUCUACCUGGUGAUCUACAUUGCCAUGUACAAGCUGCGCAAGACCGUCGGACUGAUACUCUUCGUUGGGUACGCGCUGUUUGUCGCUUUCAUGGUGCUGAACGAACUGGACGUUAUCAUUCCCUCCGGCGACGAGUGCUGA
Anopheles cruzii is the source of this 1752-nucleotide messenger RNA. RefSeq names its product sodium/potassium/calcium exchanger 3-like. Gene Ontology annotation, biological process: calcium ion transmembrane transport; intracellular calcium ion homeostasis. Gene Ontology annotation, cellular component: membrane. NCBI's taxonomy places the organism in Eukaryota, Metazoa, Arthropoda, Insecta, Diptera, Culicidae. Gene Ontology annotation, molecular function: calcium, potassium:sodium antiporter activity; calcium channel activity. The record is from RefSeq and is a predicted model, not a curated record. The transcript is spliced from 6 exons. Bases 1 to 1752 code for a protein of 583 amino acids.